GUAACAAAACUUGACCCGGUGGAGAAACAGCUAGGAUCUUAGUCUUAGCCUUAAUCUGUAAUUGUAUAGGGAGAGUUGAUUUCAAGUUUGACUUUGUUCAGCUUCUGUCCGAACUUUACUGCCCCGCUAAAAAGCAUUGUAGUCCUUGUCAUUAACGUUACUCUUAAGUUUAUGUAAGUAAAAAGAUUAUAGGCGUAUAAUGCUACAAACUUAUUUCUUGACAUCCUUCCAACUGUUUCACAAUUCAAAAUAUAUAACAACUAACAUUAAUUCUUUUCUCAAUACAGCAUUAAAAUGUUAUUGCCAUCUCUGUACAAAAGACAACUUUACAUGUGUCACAGAUGGGCUCUGUUUUACCUCAGUAACACGGACUGUGGACAAAGUCAUACACAAUAGCAUGUGCAUAGCAGAAAUUGAUCUGAUUCCUCGAGACAGGCCGUUUGUUUGUGCCCCCUCCUCCAGAGACGGAGUGAUUACUGUGUCUCACUGCUGUGACAGAGACCUCUGCAAUAAAAGAGAGCUUCCGAUUCCAACACCAGGCCCAACUCCAGGAAAACCUGCUUCUAAUCUAGGACCUGUGGAACUGGCAGCUGUCAUUGCCGGCCCUGUCUGCUUUGUCUGCAUUUCGCUUAUGUUGAUUCUGUAUCUCUGUCAUAAUCGUACUGUAAUUCAUCACCGCGUACCAAGUGAAGAAGAUCCCUCAUUAGAUCGUCCCUUCAUAUCGGAAGGAACUACUUUAAAAGAUUUAAUUUAUGAUAUGACAACUUCAGGCUCUGGGUCAGGUUUACCUUUACUUGUGCAAAGAACAAUUGCAAGAACUAUAGUACUUCAAGAAAGCAUUGGCAAGGGUCGCUUUGGAGAAGUCUGGCGAGGAAAGUGGAGAGGAGAAGAAGUUGCUGUGAAGAUAUUCUCUUCGAGAGAAGAACGUUCGUGGUUUCGUGAGGCAGAAAUUUAUCAAACCGUUAUGCUACGGCAUGAAAACAUUCUUGGAUUUAUAGCUGCAGACAAUAAAGACAAUGGUACCUGGACUCAGCUGUGGUUGGUGUCAGACUAUCAUGAGCAUGGAUCGCUCUUUGAUUACCUGAACAGGUAUACGGUGACUGUGGAAGGAAUGAUAAAAUUAGCCUUGUCCACUGCCAGUGGCCUUGCACAUCUUCACAUGGAAAUUGUUGGCACACAAGGAAAACCUGCAAUUGCCCACAGAGACUUGAAAUCAAAAAACAUACUGGUGAAAAAGAACGGGACAUGUUGCAUUGCAGAUCUAGGAUUGGCCGUAAGACACGAUUCAGCUACAGACACCAUUGAUAUUGCUCCAAACCACAGAGUGGGAACCAAAAGGUACAUGGCUCCAGAAGUUCUAGAUGAUUCCAUAAAUAUGAAACACUUCGAGUCAUUCAAGAGAGCAGACAUCUAUGCAAUGGGAUUGGUAUUUUGGGAAAUAGCUCGGCGAUGCUCAAUUGGAGGAAUCCAUGAAGAUUACCAGUUGCCAUACUAUGACCUUGUCCCUUCAGAUCCUUCAGUUGAGGAAAUGAGAAAAGUUGUUUGUGAGCAGAAGUUAAGACCCAAUAUUCCAAACAGAUGGCAGAGCUGUGAGGCGUUACGAGUAAUGGCAAAAAUUAUGCGGGAAUGCUGGUAUGCCAACGGAGCCGCGCGGCUCACGGCCCUGCGCAUCAAGAAAACAUUAUCACAGCUUAGUCAACAGGAGGGGAUAAAGAUGUAAUCCUGGCUUUGCCACGGAGGAGAACUGUGGAAAUCUGCCCGCACCAGGUGGCGUGUCACGAAGGUUAAUUGUUCUACCUCACUGAGGGAACAGAAGGAUAUUGCUGCCUUUUAAUUCUUCAUAGGAACAUCGCUUCUUAGCCCCAGGAUUUUUGUGGACGUGCUGAGCAGUUGUGUUGGGUCCUUUCUGUGCACUAUGAACACCUCUUUUCCAGAAUACUUAGAAACUCUUGUGUAGUCUAGUCUUAUUUUUUUUAUUAACCUGUAACUUCUUAUUUGGAAAGCUGAGAGCUGGUGUUAACUUCUAGUUAACUGCGCUAAAAACAAAAUGAAGAUCACUUCUAAAAUGGAACAGGUUUACUAAAUUAUUCUCUAGUAAUGCAUUGAUGGCUUUUUAAGCAAUUUAGUCCUGACUUGGUACAUUGAGUAUUCUAAACCAUUGUCACAGUUCUUUGAUGCAGAUUUUGAAUGUACUAGUGCAGUAUAAUCUGCCAGCUGUAAGGCUGUAUACCUUUUGGGCUCUUACCUUCAUUUUCAAAAUGACCUCAUUCAUUUGUGGGGAACAUAAUUUAUGCAAUUAUACUUUCUACAUGAUUACUUUUUUCUCCACUUUCUCAGAGCAUUAUAUUGCCUUCAAAAUAGAUUGUAUUAUGCCAGUAAGUGCCACUUUUUUGACUCGUCUUGAUGCAAAUCAGUAGGAACAACAAAGCCUAUGGUACUUGUGGUUUGCAGAUUACAAGUUCAAAAGUCAAUUACUCAUUUGUUUAGCUAAGAUCUAAUUCAAACUCUUUUUAGCCAGGGAGUACAUAAUUCUCAAAAUAUCUUCAAUUUUACCAAAAUCUGAUUCUUUAAACCACUGUAGGAGUUUUAAAUAGUGAAGCUAGCUAGUUCACUGUCAUAUUUUGUAAUAGUUAAGUCAUGAGUUUAAUUUUAUAAAAGACUUUUUAUCAAGUGGUACUUUUGAAAUGCUUGAAGGGCCCCUGUCUACUUAAAAGAAGUAGCAAGAGGACUAAAAUGUUCUUACAUGAGAUUCUGCUCCUUUAAAUCAUCUACAUAAAGUAUAUUUUCUCUGCGGAGUCUUUAGGCUAGAACAGACCAAUAUUGGCAAUUACACAAGGAUUAAGUGUACCUGUAAUUAGGGAGGAUUCAUUUGGGCUUUUGUACGAGAAAGUUGAAAGCUGCUCAUCAAGUUUAUGUGCGUGCAUUUUGUGUGUGCCUCACGCACGAAGUGGUGGUGACCUGCAGGUCUUUGAUACCAGAGGAUUCCAGCAAUCCUCCUCAUACUUGCAAGAACAAAGCUUAUGGUGGCUUGUGUUGUCGUAAGAACACAGAAGAAUAUGCAUAGCUUUAGUUCAGAUUUGCCUGAGCACUUAAGGCUGCUUUGGCAGCCUUGCUCGUAAACUGAAUUGCUGCCUGCUCAAACAUACAGUAGCCAGGGAGGAGCAGGGGAAUGCAUGUGGAAAUCUCAGUCUGCAGUCUCCAAGGCAUAAAUAUGUUUGAAUUGCAAGAGUAGGAAGAUUCUGGGUUGCAAUUUCAAAAAAAAAAAACCCAUUAUUUGCAUUUCUCUAUGUAAAUGUGCCUGGUAAUUAAUAUGACCCACCUAAGAGUUAACCUGCUCGUCGGGAACACAUUACUACCCAUCCUACUAUGCAAUGCACACAGUAAGCUUAAUUCUUUUUGAUGCCUCGGCAUAAAGUACUUUGUGAAAAAUUCUCAAAGCUCGUAACUGUGGCCGGUAACUGUUUCUUGGUCUGUGGUAUUUGGUUGCUGAAGCAGUAACAUGGGUAAGUUUUAGUAAGAGGCUAUAGGGGUGGCAUAGGGCACCCAUGUAGCUAUAGCUUUGUGCAACUGGACAGUCAAGCUGCGUACCACAGUUUUUCAGUUAAAAUUACCAAGAAAUGAUUGAGUGCAUCCAGGCUCACCAUUUACUUAUUUGGCAUCUCUCUCUGACAAGUUCUUUGUGUCUAGAUAAAUAUUUAAAGAAAACACCUCAUCACUGAAGUAGAAUUGAUUAUAGCUCCAUACUAAUUUCAAAGAUAUCCUAUUUAAAAAAAAAAAGUAUCUUUGUAAAAUUCUGGGCUUUCCAUAGAUAUACCUGCUUCUGCUAUACAGUACACUGCUAUACAGUGUAUGUGUAUAUAUAUAUAUACUAGUAUACUGUAGUAUAUAUAUCCUGCUAAACAGUAUUUUGUUCCAUUGGUUAACUCACCCACCUACUAGUCUUAGUUCUCCUGAUUUGAUAGUAACUGUUCUUAUGCUGGUCUAAUUCUUAACUUUGUGAUCGACCCUUGCAAAAGCAAAGUGCACAAAGGAGGCUUGAUGCAGUGUGUGACUCUGAAAAUUAUUUGGGGGCAACCAUUUCAUUCACACUAAAAUGCAGAGCAGGAAAACUCUGAAUAGAGUCCUAUGUAUCCUCAGUUCUGACAGCACAACUGAAAGCUUUGUUCUUUUUCCAUUAUAUAAACUGAACACCUUUUACAAAGGGUGUGUCUGUAUAUAAUAUGUAACUUUUAAUGUUACCUGUGUAAUAUCAUAUCUUAUAUAUAUGGACACAGGUACACAUAAGUAUUUUUUAAAUUAAGAUUGUAAUAUCACCAGAUCUGCUCUUGGAAAUCCAGGGGGACCAAAAUAUUUUAGCAUUCAAAAUAUUAAUUUUAUAUCAUUUCAAGUAUAUACCAAAACAAUUUCUGAUUUAAAAACUGAUGCAAAUGUUUGUAAAUAUGAAUGCAUUAUACAUUCAUUCAAGUUUCAUGGAUUUAAUCAGUUUGGCAUUUUGGUAGCAUUGAUGCCUCAGUUUACAGACUUGUGACCGCGUGGAUAUGGACAUGAAGAAUAAGGAAAAAUUGGAAAUGAUCUUAUCUGAAAAGCUCAAAAUGUUGUUUUUUGGAAUGCCGAACUUCUUCAGGGACCUUCCAAUCUUAAAAUGCUAGAAUUCUGGGACAUUUCUCAGGCUGACUUUCCAAGCAUGGCACACUUACGCCCUCAAAUGGUUUCUACUUGUAAUCCUAAAAGACACUGUGUGUAUAUAGGAUAAAGACUCUGGGCUUGAUUCUGUAGGGGCAUGACAGUGUCAAGAGUAAGAGGCUCUUUUUUCUUCUUUUUUUUUUUCUCCUCUCCUCCUUCCAUUGCCAUGAAAUUCACCAUUUAGUUCCUUGUCUUUACUGUGCCAUUGAAACGAUUACAAGUUGUUAAUCAUCUUGUGUAAAAUAAAACAUUAUCAGUUGCUUUAAACUCAAAUUACCUCUUUAAAGACCAAGGUACAUUUACCUCAUAUGUAUAUAAUGUUUAAUAUUUUUCAAAACAUUCUCUGGGUUUGCAGUUAUUUCUAGAAAUGUGGGUAAACUAAAUUUACAACUUCGCUGGUACUAAAUGUAUUAUCUGAUGCCCUAAAACACAUCCAUUUUCUGUAUUUUAUUGUGUUACUGCGAGUUUGCUGCUUUGUCAAUGUAGCACCUGCCCUUACAUAGCUGUGUGGACACUACCUUGUAUAAACUUUAUUUCUUGGGUGAUAACUUUGAGGAUCCUGUACAGAUGAGUGUCACUUUUUUAAAUUUUACAAAAUUGUGUAUUUCCCCAUACAUUUAUGAAAAUAUGUAUUGUAUUUGUAGAGUAUACAUUUCAAUGGAUUGUAAAUAGACAGUAGAAGAGU
Messenger RNA from Nothoprocta perdicaria, 5368 nucleotides. RefSeq names its product transforming growth factor beta receptor 1 (gene TGFBR1). The coding region runs from base 200 to 1720 and encodes 506 amino acids. Gene Ontology annotation, cellular component: plasma membrane; activin receptor complex. The transcript has 8 exons. The record is from RefSeq and is a predicted model, not a curated record. NCBI's taxonomy places the organism in Eukaryota, Metazoa, Chordata, Aves, Tinamiformes, Tinamidae. Gene Ontology annotation, biological process: protein phosphorylation; heart development; nervous system development. Gene Ontology annotation, molecular function: activin receptor activity, type I; ATP binding; SMAD binding.